This is a messenger RNA of Oncorhynchus gorbuscha (pink salmon), 2508 nucleotides long. RefSeq names its product phosphoethanolamine N-methyltransferase 3-like. Lineage: Eukaryota; Metazoa; Chordata; Actinopteri; Salmoniformes; Salmonidae. The record is from RefSeq and is a predicted model, not a curated record. Bases 220 to 1710 code for a protein of 496 amino acids. The transcript has 12 exons.
AAGCCAACUCCUACACGCACAUAUGUCACCCGUUAUUUGAACACGAGCCGUCACAAAAGGUUUCCACUAGUCUGACAGUGAUUACACUCGACAUACCAUCGGCGGAUAGUUGGUGCUGUUAGAGUCACUGAACACUAAGACUAAUAGUUAUUAUUUUAUUAUUUUUUUCUUCUUCUUUAAAAAACAAAACAAUUUAAACUGUUUUGAACUUCAUCAAACAUGGACAUCAAAGUAGAGAGGAGUACGAUGACAGAGUUCUGGAAGGAGCACAGCCGCCAGGCCACGGUUGAGGAAAUGAUGUUGGACUCUCAUGCCCAGGAGCUGACCCUGCACGAACUGCCUGAGAUCCUCUCCCUGCUGCCCAGCCUUUCCGGCCGGAGGGUCCUGGAGCUGGGCGCCGGCAUCGGUAGGUACACCAGCCACCUGUUGACCCAGGCCAGUCACGUGACAGCGGUCGACUUCAUGGAGAGCUUCGUGGAGAAGAACAGACAGGACAACAGUCACCAUGGCAACGCCUCCUUCCUCCAGGCAGACGUCACCAAGCUGGUCUUCCCCAAAAACAGUUUUGACCUCAUCUUCUCCAACUGGCUACUGAUGUAUCUGAGUGACGAGGAGCUGAUGUCACUAACAGAGAGGAUGCUGGGAUGGCUCUGCCCCGGAGGAUACCUGUUCUUCAGGGAAUCCUGCAACUACCAAUCAGGUGACUGUAAGAGGACCUUUAACCCCACCCACUACAGAUCGUCGGCCCACUACAGUCACUUGAUGACAACAACACUGCGGGAGGAGUCAGAGGGGGCGGAGAAGCAGGUGUUUGGCUUUGACAUCGUGCUCAGUAAAACCGUGCAGACAUACAUCAAGAUGAAGAACAACCAGAACCAGGUGUGUUGGCUGUUGGAGAAGGUGGGUCGGGACACCGCCUGUCAAGCGGGCUUCAGAACCUUCCAGCAGUUCCUGGACAACCAGCAGUACACACGCAAAGGCAUCCUGCGAUACGAGAAGAUGUUUGGGGCAGGAUACGUCAGCACUGGGGGACACAGCACUACCAAGGAGUUUGUUAACCUGCUGAACUUGAAGCCUGGGAUGAAGGUGCUGGAUGUGGGGUGUGGCAUCGGUGGUGGAAACUUCUACAUGGCAAAGGCCUUCGGCGUGGAGGUGCUGGGCCUGGACCUGUCAGCCAACAUGGUGGAUAUCGCCAUAGAGAGGGCCAUGGAGGAGAAGCUUCCAUCGGUCCAUUUCGAGGUGGCCGACGCCACUAAGAGAGAGUUCCCAGAAGCGUCGUUUGAUGUGGUCUACAGUCGAGACACCAUCCUGCACAUCGACGACAAACUGGCAAUGUUCAAACGCUUCCACUCGUGGUUGAAGCCCGGUGGCCAGGUUCUGAUCACUGACUACUGCUGUGGAGAGAAGCCCUGGACUCCUCAGUUCCAGGAGUAUGUCAAACAGAGAGGUUACAUUCUCUACACCCCACCAGAAUACGGCAAGUUCCUCCAGCAGGCAGGUUUCUCUAACGUACGUGCUGAGGACAGGACAGCUCAGUUCAUGCAGGUGAUCCAGACAGAGCUGGAGAGAGCAGGGGCCAUGGAAGACGAGUUCAUUAAGGAGUUCUCAGAGGAAGACUACCUGGCCAUUGUCAACGGCUGGAGAGACAAACUAAAACGCUGCAGAACUGGAGACCAACGGUGGGGCCUAUUUCACGCAACAAGGAACUGAGAGAGGAGACAAGAUAGAAAAAUAACCCAUUCAGGAGGGAGAGUUCAGUGCCUGGGCCCAGCCGCACUGCUUUCACAUCAACUAGAGGAGAUUACCAGGCACCGGUACGACAAAAUCUGAGAUUACAUACACUGAGGCAAUUACAGAUUGUGUAGUAUUUUAUUUUGAAGUGAGAAAUUGUCGUUAUCCAAGGACCAGUCUAACUUUAGUUUUUAUCUUUAAUAUCUAUGUAUUGAGAGGUGAAACGGAUUCCUGUUUCUUACUUUACUUAAUUUGUUAUUUUAUUUUUUAUUUCACCUUUAUUUAACCAGGUAGGCAAGUUAAGAACAAGUUCUGGUUUAUAACUGCGACAUGGCCAGGAUAAAACACAGCAGUUCGACACAUACAACAACACAGAGUUACACAUGGAAUAAACAAAACAUACAGUCAAUAAUACAGUAGAAAAAAAAGUAUAUAUACAGUGUGUGCAAAUGAAGUAAGAUAAGGGAGGUAAAGGCAAUACAAUAGGCCAUAGUGGUGAGGUAAUUACGAUAUAACAAUUAAACACUGGAGUGAUAGAUGUGCAGAAGAUGUAUGUGCUUUACUUAUUGUAGUUUGUUUAAAUACUUUACUUACUUUAAAAAUAUUUCACAAAAAUGUUAUGGAACCAAACUGAAUUUGAUUAAAACAUUUUAACUUUGUGUAAAGUUGACAAUAUUAUUGUCUUGUUAUCAAAGGUGAAUGUGCAUCAUUUCCCAGUCUGUACUAUCAACAUACCAUAGUUUCAUAGUUUUUUACAAAUAAAUGUUUGAAAACCUC